GUUUCUCCUUUUAACUCAGGCAUGUUGCCCUCGCCCCAGGUGUGUGUGUCUACUCUGGUGACAGUCAGCACGAUGGCAGUGGUUGACCUUUACCUGCUGGAGCAGAGCAUGCUGGGGCCUCGAGGCAGAGCUCGACCGGCGGUGUGGCCGUGCGUUGCCGUGGCGCUGGGUGACCUGUGCUUCCUGCUGGCUCUUCGCUUCAUCUCGGCCGGCGUGGUCUCCGAGGCGCGCUCCCCGCGUCGCGGCUUCGCCAACGCCCUCUGGUUUCUCUUCCUGUCGCUGCUUCAGCUCAAACUCUUCUUCGUGUGCCAGAACUACAGGCACGAGCCGCAGCCUUCCGAUCCUUUGGCAGGCAAGACGCUCACCCUCCUGCUCUCGGUUUGCCUACCCUCGCUUUUCCUCAUCCUGACCGGCGCCGAUCACAUGACGCCGCUACGCAGGAAGCAGGAAGUGCGUAGCCGGCUCUUGUGGGUGGUCGUGGACGUUCUGGACGUGUUGGACCUACAAGCGGGCCUGUGGGAAGCCCAGGGCAGCACCGGAGUUCCCCUUUGGGUGGAGGGUCUAGUGUUUUUCUACUGCUACGUGCUUCUGCUCCUGUUGCCCUGCGUCUCGCUCACCGAGCUGGGUGCGGCGGCUCUGCCAGGCCUGAGGGGAGCGAGGCGGGAAGCCAUCUAUCCGUGGCUUAGCCUGGUCACCAUUAAUGUCUUCACACUGGUGCUCAGAGGAGUUGGCAUGUUGUGGUACAGAGAUCCCCGGGUGUCAACAGUAUUCCUGGGUAAAAACCUCCUGGCCCUGGCUGUAAAGCUGAGCUCGGCUUGGGAGAGGUACAAGCAAGGUGGUGGGGGCGGCAGCGGCGGGUCGCGGGGAACGGGGACGGCGUCCGGGUCGGGGAACCUGAAUUUAGAGGCUGCUCCGGAACAAACGGAGGAACAAGGUCAAGGGUGUACGACACCGGUGACGCCCGGGUCACGCUACCACACGCUCUCACGCACUCACGGCCACAGCCACUCAACGCUGUCCCACGUCGGCCUGGAUCCGACAGAGACCUCCCUUGGGCCCGCCUACAUAUCCCAUGAGCUUUAG
This is a messenger RNA of Chanos chanos (milkfish), 1083 nucleotides long. It is a transcript of the gene tmem265, whose product is annotated as transmembrane protein 265. The record is from RefSeq and is a predicted model, not a curated record. Bases 22 to 1083 code for a protein of 353 amino acids. Lineage: Eukaryota; Metazoa; Chordata; Actinopteri; Gonorynchiformes; Chanidae. The transcript has a single exon.